Lingula anatina is the source of this 630-nucleotide messenger RNA. RefSeq lists its product as uncharacterized. Lineage: Eukaryota; Metazoa; Brachiopoda; Lingulata; Lingulida; Lingulidae. The record is from RefSeq and is a predicted model, not a curated record.
CUCGGGGGAGGAAUAGAAUAAUGUGGUGAUAUUUUUAUUUCCGCAACAAAUGAUUUGAUCAGUUUUAAGAUUAAAAGGCAUACGGUAAUUACACCAUUAAUGUCUCUAUCUUCGCGUCCCUGUGUAAAUUCGCGUUAUCAGUUUUCGGCGUGGUUUUACAGCCUAGACGGAAAAUGAGGUAAAUUAUAUAGUUCUCAGACUACUGAGUACAAUUAAGUUGAUAUAAAAGUUUGUCUUACAUAUUCAUGAUUUAGUCACAAAAACGUUAAGCACUCAAGAAAGCGAGUCAGUUGAUUAUUUCCACAGAGUCGAGAGCAGCAACUUGGAACGAAUUCUGUACAAUUGCAAGGAAAUCAUCGGAACCAUGAAAUUCUCAUAUGCCUGGGCCACUGUGUGGAGCAUUGUUGCCCUUAUUUAUCUUAGGUUGAGUAUGGUUUUGGUCUCCAAGGAUGCACAAAGAAGCUAUGCCAGCUUGCCACCUUUCGGAAAUUUUGGGAAUCCUGAAGGUCUGAAAAUCCCUGGAGUGACUGAAGGAUGUCGUGCCUAUGUCACAAAGAAAGCACAGACUUGUAUCAUGGGUUUGGUGACAGAACUUUCUGGAAUAACAGCAGAGAAGGGCUCAUGUGAAUG